Messenger RNA from Opisthorchis viverrini, 8341 nucleotides. RefSeq lists its product as hypothetical. The record is from RefSeq and is a predicted model, not a curated record. The transcript has 32 exons. Bases 1 to 8250 code for a protein of 2749 amino acids. Lineage: Eukaryota; Metazoa; Platyhelminthes; Trematoda; Opisthorchiida; Opisthorchiidae.
AUGGAGGAUACAGACACAACUGAACUCAAUGCAGUAAACGAUGGCAGUCCUUUCAGCGCUGGUGCGAAGAGUGCAUUCAAAAGCACAGAAGAGACAAUGGCGGAGCUUCGACGUGAGAACUUCCGUCUGCGCUUGGUAUUAUAUGACUACCAAAAGGCCAAAAAGCGCCUAAUUGACCCACAAGAUGCAGAGUCAUCGAGGCUUUUUGCAGCGGAAGCGGAAAACUUGUCACUGAAGGAGGCAUUGAUUGAAAAAUCUGAUUUAAUUCGUUCUGCUUCGUAUGUCACUUUUCGUAAAAAUCCAUCUUUUAGAAAAAUGAUCGACAUUCUGAAAGCUGAGAAUGACUCUUUCAAGGAGCAGCUGAAAGAAGCCAGAGAGAGAAUGGAGCAGCACGAAAGAGGUCUUUUGUGUACCAAAUGUGACGGUGUUCUUGCCGGUUUUGAUUUAGAAUGGCGGAAGAAAUACGACGAGGUCUAUGCAGAACUCGUAGAAGUCAGAGAGGCCCUGCACCUCAGUGAUCUCAAAGCACGUGCCCAGGAACACCAAGUUGCCAGGCAAACGGGGGAGUUACAGAGUCAAGUCGCCGAGUUACAAUUUACCGUUGACGCUGGCCGUACCGAAAUCGAUCGCAAAACUCGUGAACUGGAAUCUGUCCAAGCGGACGUAUCGAAACUGAGAUCAGUCUUGGAGCAGCUGAGUGAAGGUCAACCGGGUGCAGACGGUCCUCAGCACAGUUUGAAUGAACUAUCUCACGGUUUACACGAAUCUUGUGUGAAACGCAUCCAAGAACUGGCGUCAUUGCUACAUUUGUUGAUCAGGCAAAUUACCGAUGCUGGUUUAACACCAGUCGCCACCGUUCCUUUGGACCUCUCACUGAACUUUGAUCAGAUAGACAGGAAACCUCUCGGUGAACUAGCAGCUGUACACAAUCAGCCCGUUCCAACCAAUCAGCAGACGUCGAAAGGCUCUACAACCGACGAAGAUGUUCAAGAUGCAGAGAUACCGAGCACCGAUGUAGCUUCCAGUGUCUCCUGGUUGACUGAUCGCCUGAAUGCUGCUCGUCAACUUAUUUUAGAUCUUGGAAAUCAAAGACUCAAGCAAGAUGCCUGUAUAUCUCAGUUGAAACUGAUGCACCGGAGUGAGCUUGAUGCUCUGAAGGAAAACUGUCGUUCAAUGGAAGAACAGCUUCAUGUAAGUGAAAACUUCCUCACCUUUUCACAUCAUUUUCAGAAGCAAAAGGUAUCAUUCGAGACGGAAGCUGCAAAACGAAAUGAGGAAAUUCAUAACCUAAACCAAAGGGUAGCAGACCUUUUGGGCCAAGCUGAAAACGAAAUGAAGAUGCGUGGGAGACUACUGGCCGAUGUGGAUCAGGCGCAAGAACAGGCACGUCGUUUGGAAUGUGAAAAGACGGAAGUUCGAGACCGUCUUACGGCUGAACUGCGUGAAAAGGAACACGUGAUCCAACGUUUACAACUGGUUCUCGCUGUCGUCGGUAAUAACGGUGAUGUCACACAACACACGAUUCCUAACGAAACUUGUAUGCUGGAUUCAUUCGGCCUUGAUACCGGAGCUCGUGAAGAGACUGGAAAACUAUUGUCUGGUCUGUCUCCGGAACAGCAGAAAACUGCUGCUGAUGGAGAUGGAGGUUCAUUCAUGCAACAUAUUCUCUUAUCAUCUGCCGGCGCACCUGAAACAGCAGAUGUGGAUAAAUCGGGUGAUCAUCCGCCACGCUCUAUAGAGUCGGCUACAUUCAAUUUGGAUGUGGCUUCUGGUGAUGACAAGGCAGAUGACCAGGACGCUCAAAAUGCGUCUUCGAAGGAGGCAGCCGCCCAACGUGUUCCGGAUGAUAUCCAAGGUCUACAGCGGGAACUAACAACUGUGCGGCAGCAACUGGACAAACAGAAAGAAGAGUACGCUCGGCUCAAAAAUGCCUACACUAUCCUGGCAACCGCCACAAACAUUGGUUCUCUGGCAUCGGAGGCUAUAACAUCAUUUGACGUGACGCAUGAUUUGGGCCAGCUGUCGAAUUCCUCUUCGUUGGCUGAGUCCAUUGGCGACUUGCCCACUGUAAGCACUCCGCCCUGUGCGUCGCGUUCUCCCGUCUUUGACGAAACUUCCAAUUUGGAUGAGUUGGUUGUCGCACGGUCGCUUCUCCUCACGCGCCUGUUGUUUUCCAUGUUGCUAGCAGCUAACCGUGGUUCGGCUGAAGACUUGUCUGCCAGGGACGUGUCUGGCACCGCUGUGGAUGUUGGUAAAGCCCAGACUGCCAACGUUUCGACUGUACCGCCUAACACAUUCAACCCACUGAUUCUCCCGAGUCGCACCAGGGCCGCUUCUGGAGCAGAUGACCAGGACGCUCAAAAUGCGUCUUCGAAGGAGGCAGCCGCCCAACGUGUUCCGGAUGAUAUCCAAGGUCUACAGCGGGAACUAACAACUGUGCGGCAGCAACUGGACAAACAGAAAGAAGAGUACGCUCGGCUCAAAAAUGCCUACACUAUCCUGGCAACCGCCACAAACAUUGGUUCUCUGGCAUCGGAGGCUAUAACAUCAUUUGACGUGACGCAUGAUUUGGGCCAGCUGUCGAAUUCCUCUUCGUUGGCUGAGUCCAUUGGCGACUUGCCCACUGUAAGCACUCCGCCCUGUGCGUCGCGUUCUCCCGUCUUUGACGAAACUUCCAAUUUGGAUGAGUUGGUUGUCGCACGGUCGCUUCUCCUCACGCGCCUGUUGUUUUCCAUGUUGCUAGCAGCUAACCGUGGUUCGGCUGAAGACUUGUCUGCCAGGGACGUGUCUGGCACCGCUGUGGAUGUUGCUAACCGUGGUUCGGCUGAAGACUUGUCUGCCAGGGACGUGUCUGGCACCGCUGUGGAUGUUGGUAAAGCCCAGACUACCAACGUUUCGACCGUACCGCCUAACACAUUCAACUCACUAAUUCUCCCGAGUCGCACCAGGGCCGCUUCUGGACUAUCUGCUAGUUGUGUGGGACAACCUCUUUCUGUCGAAACGGUUCUCAAUCUAUCAUUACCGGGUGUGCUGGAUCCUGAUAGCCAAGACGUCCGUCGUUUGCCUCACAACAGUCCUGCAAUUUAUGAUGGACAGACCACCCCUCGUUUCGAACCGCAGUCGUUAGCCGGACUUCGUACACUGUACAGUCUGAUUCAUGGCCUAAAGUUGCAACUGGAUGAAGUUCGUUUCACUCAGCACUCGUUUGUUGAAAUGGUCAACCGAAGUUUAUCAGCAGUUGUUCUGGACAAUUCCACCAACUCAUUUCCCGAAAAUAUGACGGAGCCACGCAAGAACGUCGGGAUCGGGACAUCCUUUCUCUUCCCUUCUGACUGUCAGAAGGGUAACUCAUCAGUGCAGAUAUCUAAAGCUGAUGCGACCUACGGUGGAAACGAGACAAUUUUGGAGAACUUACAACGCAGCUUCCUCAUUCGACCCGAUUCAGAUGUGGAUCUGGAUAAAUCCUCGACGUCUGUAAGCAACGUGAACAAAACGCUUGGAGAGUUACGGGCCUAUCCUCGGUCACCUGGACGCCCGUUCUGUCCACCCCACCCAGUGAACCAGCCGAACGCUAACGCGCCUCGUAUCGCUUCGAUACUGAAGUCGAAGAAUCCUCUAGCUCGUGUGAAAGCCACAUAUCAGGCGGCUUCUGUCAGCUGGUGCGACGAUGCUCCCACACAGCCAGCAAUGGAGAUCCCACAUCCACUGAGCAUUAGCUUCAAUGUGGACGACCGCUCCAAUUCAUCACGUCCCUCUUCACGAAUAAGUUUGGAGCAGUCAGUUGUCGGCGAUUUAUCGCUUGUCGAGUGGCAGAACAAAGAAUUGUUCGAACGCCUAGCCCGCGCGACUGCAAAAUUGCGCGAUGCACUGGAUGAAUGUGUUGAGGCCAGUUCGCAGUUGUGGGCUGGUGAAACGGAAAACUCGUUGGCCAAGUUGUUCCACAACACCUUGGAACUCUCACAUCAGGAUGAGGACCAUGGGGACAACAAAACACCGGAGCGUUCCAAAGCCGCCGAUUGGAACACCAGCGGUUUGGCUCCCAAUCAAAGUGUGCAGUUCGAUGGGCUGCAUCCGCAGUUAGAUUCGGCCCGCAUGAGCAAUGAUGUUAGUUUCAGUCAGCUAUUUGGUCCCGCGUGGUCUGCCGCACCGGAUUCAUCAUUCUCAGAGAAAACUGACCAAAAAGUUUCUGCCGAUACGCAAACUGUGACGUCGAAACCCUGCACUACGUCUGCGACGGUGACUAGCACCACUACCACCGCACAGGCUUUCACCGACCCCACUGAUGUUGUCACGCUCCAUCGUUACGUGGCUUUGCUAACACACGCUUUGUCUGUGUUGCGCCGAACCAUUUCGGAUUCCAUGCAAUGUCACGCGACCUCAUGCUCCGAAGCUCCUAAUCCUGAUGUUGACCCGCAUUGGCUGGUCUCGUGGGUCCAGUCAGCCACUCACUGGUUCCAUUCCUAUAUGGACAACGAAACGGUAUCGGAUCGUUCCAAGGGCACCGUUGACUCCGUGGCAGCCACCGACAAAGAUGACGUAACUUCCGAUAUACUGCCUUACUACCUUUGCUCCCCCACCCCACUCGACUGUUUUCUAACCUGCUUCUGUUUUCUGCGUAGUGAAUCUUUGCUGGAAUGCCUGGAGCGUGUUUUCAACGACCGAAUUGACGACUGGGUCCGGGAUACGAAGCAGCACUUUGCUGAGCUGGCCGCAGCCCAAAAGAAGAACGAGGAAUUACUAAUUACCGUAAGCCGGCUGGAAAGUGAAGUGGUACAGCUGUCUGAGGAAAAGAAGCUCGCUAAGAACAACUGUGAAGAUCUUUGUCGACAACUGGCUAGUCUCCCAAUCGAGCAGGACCCUAAUCUUCGUGCUGCUCCUGACUUCCCACAGUACUCAGCGGACAGAGGUGAUCAACAGUCCGUUUUUGGUCGAUUAGGCCGGAUAUUCAAUGUCGGUCAGUCCAAACUUGCCUCGACCGUAGCCAGUCCCAAGAGUGAUGUGGUCGAAGGUUCAUGCCGUGGAUCGGCUGUGUGGAAUGCUGCUCUGGAAAAGGAACGUGAUACAGUGUUGCAUCUUCUCCAGUCCCAUGGAUUCGUUGUUGAAUCAUCUGGUUCACUGUCUUGCUGUGUGGAAUCGAUUCUGACCGAUCUGAAGGAAACACACAAUCAAUGCUCCCAGUUGUCCAAGAAAUUGACAGAUUUUGUUCCACGAUCGGACUAUGACCAAGUUAAUGAUGCUGUACAAGGCCUCCGUAACAGACUUGAUCAAAUAGAGCAACAACGGGCCUACAUUAAGCAGCGUAUAGGAUUGCUGAAUUUCGAAGUUGAUCCCAAUGAUUUUACCGACUGUGUGGAUCUACUCCUGUCCGAAUUGUCUUCGUUGCGCGGUAGUUAUCAGCAGUUAACCAGGGAGAAUUCGCAUCUGCGCAACAAACUAGAUAGCUCUGUGUCUAAGAAAGACUAUGUGGAGUGUCAGAAUCGAGUUGAUGAGCUACUGGAAGAACUAAAGCAACUCCAAAAUGAUGCUGAAGUUGAUUGCCGUAUGGCUGAACGUGCUCUAUCCAUACUAGCACCUUUGGCACCUGCCCCAGUAGAACCUUGCCUCCCCGAUCUAGUUGAAUGGAUUGUGCAUGAGCUGACAGAACAACGGUCUACUGCGGACCAACUUCGGCGUGAUCAAAACCAAGCGGUUUCACGGGUCUGCGCCUUGUGUGAAACAGAUUCGCCCAUGACCUUUUCCGAGUGUCUCGACUUGCUGCAUCGGAAGUGGAUUGAAACACAGGCCGAUCUCAAUGCUCUGAUGACUGAGCGGGAACGAGUUUUUCUUGUGUUGAAAGACAUCCAGCCGGAUUACGAUGCACAUAGUUUGUUGGACUGCAUAAAUUCCUUGAUAUCCUCGUUGACACAAAAGCAAAAUGAUCUUGAAGCCAUGCGCGAGUACUAUGCGAAAAAUUCUGUCCCUUUGACGGAACACGCAAAGCUGCAAUCUGACUUGGAAUUCGUAUGUGACGAAUUGGAUCAGUGCAGAAUCAGAGCUGACGAGCUUGAAGCCGAGCGGAACGAACUCUUACGUUCUUCAGUCCCACUAGAGGAACAUCAGGAAUUACACCAACAACUUUCUGAUUUGGAGAAGCGUAUGGUUGAAAAUAAGCGUAUAUUUGACGCACAGCAACGUCAGAUUCGUCAUAUUCUUUCAGAUGCAGUUGUGGAUCCCAAAGAGGACGACGUGGUUCGAUGUGUCGAAGUUCUGUGUGAACAGCUCGCUGAACGGCGACAGCUGAUUGCUUCACUGGAAGCCCGCUACAACACUGUUGUCACAGAUUGUGAAAACUUGAGGCAACAAGUAGCGAAAGGUGUGGCCGAAUUAGACAAGCGAUCGGCACGUCUUGAGCAGGAAUAUGAAAACCAGCUGAGUACUACUCGUAUGGAACUCGAAGGGAAACUCUCUCAGUGCCUUUUGGAAAACGAAAAAUUCGUUAACGAACUGGAAGAAAACCGAGAAAAACUUCGGAAUUUGAACAGCUUGCUUGAAGCUCGCCAAGCCGAAUCUGAUUGUCUCUUGGAACAACUAGCCGAAAUGGAGGAGGAACUGCAAUCAGUGCGGUCUUCUCUGAAGGCGAAAAGCGAAAGCGCCCAAGCUGCCGUCGAAGCAGCAUUGGCUCAUGAAGAGCGCGCUAAUGCGUUGCAAUCGCAGCUAGACUGUCUGCGAGCUGAACAUGCUCACUGCAUGAUCCGCCCAGCCACUGUGAAUACACAGACCUCACCUGUUGGUAAAUCCAAGUCAACCGAGGAGGUCAAUACGGAGUACGCCGUGCGAGCUCCACGACCAGACUUUACCGACACCAUUGACCCACAAAGUGUGAUACGCUCGCGGAAGUAUGGUGAACUGAAGGCUGUGGCUUUUGAGAUCAAGGAAAAGCUUGUACAUCGAACCAACAAAUUGGAAUCGGCGCUAACUGAAGUGGCGCGCCUGCGUAGUGUGAUACAACAGGAUAAGGAGCACGCCAGUCGUGUACUGGAAGAAGUUGAAGAUCUACGUAAACAAGCUGUGCGCAAGAACAAAAUGAUCCGUGAGCUUGAGACCGAAGUGGCGCGGCUACGAGCAUUGGUUUCGAAUUCCGGUUGUCCACAACCUGUACUCAAUGCUCCGGACACGCACUCAUCUGCACGCACUCCUUCUCAACGGGAACAACCCCGUGGUGCCCAUUGUCGGGUCGCCAUGAAUGGCAGUCUAACUUCAUCUUUUCGUGCAUCCUUACUCCAACAUCCGGACACACCUUCCAUAAACGACCCCGAGUUUGAACGCGAUAUAUCGGUUGUAAAUGCAUCACUGACGACUUCGGCAAUGAAUUCCCCGGACCAGUUUCCAGAACGCGAAACCGUGCCGCCGGAACGUAGUUCCUCGCCACCGUGCAAACGUUGCGAACAACUUUGUCAUGUGGCUGUCAACCUACAGCGGUUGAGUUCAGAACUUCAACGGCACGUGAACGUUGAUUUGGACGAGGAGCUUUCGCUCCUAGACACACUGGAACGACAGACGGUUUCAACGCAAAUAGUCACCUCACCGCUGCCUUCCCAGAAGUCCACACAACCUCGAGAUGCGCGUUCCACCCAGGUUUCCAUGGCAAGCGCACUAAGCUCUAGCGUGGACGAGUUAAAAGUGAACAUUCAGUCUUUGCAUCAUGCGCGGUCGCGUUUGCAACAUUACGCCGGGGAAGUGGAUCGUAUCUGCUCUGUUUUGGUGCGCCGCUCGCAUGACACCGGUGGCGCCGCUUCGCCCCGAAAUGUUUCCAACGCUGACUUGGGAAUGGUCACUGGUAUGAUCGCUCGAAGCUUCGAUUCACUGUCUCGCAUACGCCGUCGCUUGAAAAGUUUCUUCCGUGAAAUGAAUCUCUCCGACAAUGCGACUGGGACGAAAAUCCUUGCCGACUUGCGGGCGGUUAUUCACGAUCUAAGGACUAAUGACUCAAGUCUGGCAAGCGUAAGCAUAUCCUCGGAUCAUCUCGGCGGAAAGGAAAAUGUAGCACCGCAGAUCCUACGACCGGAUUCCCUUUCCAACCAAGCUCAAAUAUACCGCCGUCAGUUUCGUGAGCUCGCACGCGGUCUAGAUUCGAUGGCCAAAGACCUCACCCAAACAACGAAUGUUUUGAGGGCCACUAGAACGAAUUUGGAACGCACUACUACCGGUUUGUCAGUCCCGGAUGUGUCACCGAUUCCUGUCAUGAAACGUCCCUCAUCCAGAACAACGUAAUCCCGAUGUGACUUGAUUUUACGACCUACUUUCUCCAACUUUAAACUUAUGAUAGUAUCUUGUUGUCAUGACCCUUUUACCGAUGUUCUCA